GUUCCGUGUCUGGAUGCCUGUCAGUGUAGGUGAAGCUCUCCUGCCUACCUCCUCUCCCUUUUCUCCUUCUCUUCAUCACUGAAGACCUUCUACUCAUCUUCCUCCUCCAACUUUGUUCGUAUUGAUACCAGCCGACUCCCAGGCCCCGCUUAGUGGAUCAAGGGAAUUGUAAAGUGCUAAGGUGUGCGUGUGUGCUUUUGUAUGUGUGUGUGUGCGCCAGACACCCGCCCGCCCGUCCGUACUGUUCUCCUCCCCAACAUCCUGCCUCGUUGUGUCGGUCAUGACGCUGGAAGCGAUCCGCUACCGUGCCGGGUCUCUGCAGAUCCUCAACCAGCUGCUACUGCCUCAACAGACCGUCUACGAUGACAUCCGCUCGGUGCAGGACGCAUACGAGGCCAUUAAGUCCAUGAAGGUCCGGGGUGCCCCAGCAAUCGCCAUUGUAGGUUGCCUGAGUUUGGCUGUGGAGUUAAGGGCAGGGGCAGGUGGCGACGACCCGGUGACAUUCAUCAGAGAAUCUUUGUGUCACCUGACAUCAGCCAGGCCUACAGCUGUUAACAUGGGACGUGCUGCCCGCGAGCUAAUGGAGUUUGCUGAGAAUGAGAGCAUGGAGAAAAACUCAGAGCAGCUGAGAGAAAGUGUAAUAGCAUGGAUUGAAGACAUGCUGGAACGAGACGUCAAUGACAACAAAAAGAUCGGUAACUAUGGCGCCCAGCACAUCCUUUCGGGAGUCCCAAGAGACUCUGUGACCAUCCUCACACACUGCAACACGGGCUCACUUGCCACGGCUGGAUAUGGCACUGCACUAGGAGUGGUGCGAAGCCUCCAUGCGCUAGGGAGGCUGAAACGUGUCUACUGCACGGAGACCAGGCCAUACAACCAAGGGUCUCGACUCACAGCCUACGAAGCUGUUGCAGAGGGAAUUCCUGCUACACUCAUCACAGACAGCAUGGCGGCCCUCACCAUGAGAGAAAUGAACAUAACAGCUGUGGUAGUUGGCGCAGACAGGGUGGUUGCUAAUGGUGACACAGCCAACAAAGUGGGUACAUACCAGUUAGCCAUUUCUGCCAAGCAUCAUGGGAUUCCUUUCUACGUGGCGGCUCCUAGCACUUCAUGUGACUUAAGCCUAGAAAGUGGCAGGGAUAUCAUAAUCGAAGUUCGUCCACCUGAGGAACUCACCAGUAUAAAUGGAAUACCCAUUGCUGCUUCUGGGAUCGAGGUGUGGAACCCGGCAUUUGACGUGACUCCUCACCAGCUCAUCACCGGAGGCAUCAUUACAGAGCUUGGAGUCUUCCUCCCUUCAGAGCUCCAGGCAGCCCUCACUGGCCGCCUCACUGCCCUCUAGAUCUCCACCUGCUGGCACUUUGGCGCCACUGCACCUUACUUUCAGUCACUCAAGGACACUAAUUUAACCAUUACGCACACAGUCAUAUUGUAAUUAAAUUUUGAUUUGGGGGGGAAAAACACACACAGCAAAAACACACUCAUACACAAGAUGAACACACUGCAGGGAGCCAAACAGGCGUGCAGUUACCCUCAUUAUUUUCUAUAUUUUUCUUACUAUAAUUACUCCAAUCUCACAGUUGUCAUGCUGCUCAUAAUUUUCAGCUGCUUCUUUCUCUUUAUGUUAGUGCUCAGCUGACUCUAAUCUUUCAAAUGCAUUUGGCAACAAAUUUUGAGUCUUAACUGAGGAGGAUUUUCAGGACAACAAGAAACAACCAUACAAAUUGGACCGGGUUUCAUACUAAAGUUAGGAUUCUAAUCAGCUAUGGUUUCUCAAAAUGCUGCUGUCCACUUGUAAAUACAUUUGGGUCCUUGCUGGUAGUAUGUACAUAAUGUAGGAAACAAUCCCACUGUUACUGCUGGUUUAGAUAAUUCAAAUGACACAUGGUGGCAUCAAAAUGUUAUAUUAACAUUUUUUUUUCGUCUGUAUAGACACUUUAGUGGGAGUGUCAUACAAGGUUUUAAUGCAUUAACCUAUAUGGCAACAUUUUGAAAAAAGUUGAAUAUCCUGAUGGGCCCUUAUGAUACAAUAUGGCUACUUAUCAUAUACUCCUACUUUAUCUUAUCCACUUGCAGUAUAUAUGUAGCUAUUCUUUUUUCCAAACCACACUCACCAUAUUAAUUGUAUACUGCACUCAUUAGAAUAAAAAAUAUAGAGAAGGGAAAGAGUAGCACCAUUUUUUUCCUGUGACUUCUCAAAUCUACAAAGCAGUGCGUAUUUCAUCACCAGGAAUGUAAAUCACCAAUUUCAUGACGAUACGAUAUCGAUUCUUUAGAGAACUAUACAACAAUUGCCGAGUAUUAACCAUGUCUGCCACAAUUUGAUUUGAUUCGAUUUAGUACAAUACGUACUCAUUUAACACAAUCGUUUAACAAAAAGCAAUAAAAAAACAACAAAAAAACAAAGCAAUUUGGAUGUUUUGAAGAAGUGUGUCACCGAAACAUUUCAGACAUUUGAAUGAAAACAAUUUUUACUAAAACAGCUUAUCUUAGAAACGAAGAUUUAAUGGAGGUUUUGCGUUUUGAUUUAAUUGUGCUUAACCAAUAUAUAUAACAUAUAUAUAUGGCGGAAAACACUUAGGUGACUUGAAGUUACGCUCUGAGACCCCCAAUUUGGCCAAAUUUCAAAAUUGUCCCAUAUGCAUGUGUGAUACAUCAUUGGAAAGCUUAAAAUCUGGGGGAAGAAAAAUUCUGAACAGGAGGGCAUUUAAAAAAAACACCAAACAAACCCUAAACCCUAACUCGAGGUGAGAGCAUGAGGGAGCAUAAUUAAAGACUUUAUGAUUUUAACGAGAUAUUAUCACGUACUUACCUUUUUCGAUCCAAACACUCCAUGUAGCAUGUCUCACCCAGUGUCAAGACACUGUUACGAAUGGCCUUAGCUGGACUUUUGAUGGGAUUUCAUGGGUGAAACGCGGUAAUAUGACAAGGGUCGCAAUGCAGAAAUGGCAGACAUCAAGGAGUGGUCGAGAUUUUCUUUUUCAAAUAUUACCCCUUUUAAACUUUUUUUUUUCUUUCCUUGUUUGGAUUGAUUAUCAUUUAAAAUAUUAGGGAAAAUGCAACAGUAACAAAAAACAUACAGUACAAUACAGUUAAGCGAUAGUUAUUAGGUAAAUAUCUGUGACCUAUUUACAGACACUACUUUUUUCAUUGAGACUUAAUUUGUUUAAAAGUUUAAAAUGUGCGAGUGAAUAAUUUUAGUCCUUUUUUAAAAUUAAAAAAAAAAAAUAUUAGACACCAAUUAAGGAUUUUAAGCUAGGCUAGAAAUGAUGGACAUUUCGGAAAAAAAAAAUAGAAUUACUUCUUUCUAUUGCUGGGUUGAAACAAAAGCGGUUGCGUGGUGUCUGUAAAAGGGAGGUCUCCAGGGUAAAACGGACAAAUUAAAACUAGUUUGGGGGCUUAAUGUGCCAUGAAACUGCUAUGGCAGCAUAUAGACAUCUUGUUCUAUCAAACACAACAGUUCUUUUGGCUUAAAAUACAGCAGUUUAUUUUAAAAAAGGGUGCAAGAGCAGAAACUGCUUUUUCAGCCUUGUCAGUGUUUUCCGCCAUAUAUAUAUCGAUCGAGAUCGAUGUAUCGUUACACCCCUAUUCAUUUCAUAAUAAAAGUUUACCAUUUAAGUGUGAAUUCUUCCAUUUGUGUUUUUUGUUUUUCUUUUUAUUUAGGUUGAAUGAUCACUUUAUUUCAUGCUUUAAACUGAAAAGUAACAUGGCUGUAAAUUACUUGAAAAAACGUAAAAAUGAAACCAAAAGAAUAAUUGACUGACAGAAAAUAUAAUUAUAUAGCUUGUGGAAGGUGUUUUAUAACAUCUAAGCACUGAACUUUUUUUUUCCCGCUAGAAAGGAUAGUUUCGAUAAUUUAGGAGUUUGACCAAAAUGUGAUACAUGCACCGACUGGAUUGUGUGGAUUUAUUCCCAAAUAUUUUGGGCACUAUUGUUUCUCUAGUGGUUGGGGAAUUAGUUUUGUUUCGGAGAUUGGUCUCCUUUCAUUUGCAAUUGGUACUGUAUAUAACUGAUAGGUCAUGUGAUCUUUUUUUCUUUCAUGCACCAAAUGAAAAAAAAAAUUAAACUGCAACAACCUGGCUUUUCUUUAGCCAAAUUUUAAACAUUGCCAACAGCAUGACUGUUGUUUCAUGCAUUUUUGAAACUCACAAUAUUGUUGCGCUAUUGGGUGUGAUUGUUUCUUUCCAAAGUAAAAUAUGUUUAUAGAUUCACUACAUAGUCACAUAUUUCAAUUUUUUGUUAUAAAAAUGAUUAACUCAAGAGAUUAGAAUAUUUCAUAACAGACAAAAUACAUUUCAAGUGUUUCCCAUGUAUUUACUGAAUCCACAAGAGUAUUUGUAGUGAAACUGAAAUGCAGAAAUUAAUGAAUGUACAAUAUUCUAAUUUAUCGGGAUCCAUAUGUACUGGUUGGAUGUCUAGUGUGCAGCAGCAUGACUGUACCAGACUUUAAGCCCUUUCUUUACUCUGAUAAAUGUUUUCAGCAAAGUCAUGCAGAAAGCAUAUGAAAAUGUUUAAUAGCAAGUCUUAUGAAGUGAUCUUUGAUUUUUAUUUAAUAGAAAAGUAGGUAAUGGUUGUUUUAAAUAGCUCAGUCAUCAAUUAUCGCAGGGGACAUCCUAUCUGUUUUUAUAUAGUACAUGACAGUGUCAGGGCUGGCACCUCCAUUAUUUGUGUAUUAAAAUGAAAAUGUGAAGUAUGUUGCAUUUGUGUUGGGGGCGUACAGCGGAUUCAACACAAUUCAUUCAACACACACACACACACACACAAUCAUUGCUGGCGCACUUGUGGGGGGAAAAAAGACUUCUGCCCUGUACCACUUGUAAAAAUACAGAUGUCCUCCUUAGAGUCACAGUAAAGGUUUUUUUGGUGUGACCCUGAGCUGUACCUUGUCAUAAUAAAACGUAUAGUACCGCCAAGUUUGGAAAUAACUGAAAUGUUUUGUUGUAUGCAAUGAUUUUAUUUGCUCAAUGUUGAUCCAGAUGCUUUGUUUUUUGGUUUGUUAAUAUUCUUUCCUCCACAAUGAUGCUAUACGUAUUGGCAUACUAGCACUUGUCUACCUGGAUUUGUGUUGUACAGUACAGACUCAGUCAUACUGUAUGUAGCAAUGUUAGGGCUGUCAAAUACUCUGAAAUGUUUGUUCUCCGCAAUUUCCAGUACAGUAAUUUUUAAUAAUGAUAUUGUGAUCAAAACUUGACUAUGAAGGCCUGCUAAACCAUGCACACUACCUCACCAUCUACAAAUGUUGACAAGCACUGACACAAGGACUUACAGUACAUGCAUUCUGUUGCAAAGUUGAUCAAGCGAACCGCAGAAGAAUACAACAUCUUUCUUAAUCGUUGUCUCUUGAACUCAGCAUGACAAAUAUUUGUCACAGCACUGUUUUUCAGUGGCGCUAGUUGGUUUGGGAUGCUACAUUGGGUCUCACUUCAGGGAUUUCUACAAUAAACUUGAUGUUUUUAACAGAACAGUAUAUAGUUCAAACAAAUUCCCCUUAAGACAACCCACACAUUGCUGAUUGGGGCCCAUAAUUUAGCAUGAUCUUUCGUGACAUCUAGGGUCUCUAUGUAUUAGAUGGUUCUGAAAAACACAAUCUUUAUUCCAUUUUGUGAUGUGGUAAACGUUUUUCAUUCUUAGUUUUUUGAAUAUAUAUGUACACGGCUAUAAUGCAAUCAGGUCCAGUUUUUUCACAUAAGAUUAUAAUAAAUACAAUCACAGUGAAA
Corythoichthys intestinalis (scribbled pipefish) is the source of this 5717-nucleotide messenger RNA. It is a transcript of the gene mri1, whose product is annotated as methylthioribose-1-phosphate isomerase 1. Bases 281 to 1342 code for a protein of 353 amino acids. Gene Ontology annotation, molecular function: S-methyl-5-thioribose-1-phosphate isomerase activity. The record is from RefSeq and is a predicted model, not a curated record. The transcript has 6 exons. NCBI's taxonomy places the organism in Eukaryota, Metazoa, Chordata, Actinopteri, Syngnathiformes, Syngnathidae.